Messenger RNA from Fusarium pseudograminearum CS3096, 747 nucleotides. RefSeq lists its product as uncharacterized. The coding region runs from base 1 to 747 and encodes 248 amino acids. Gene Ontology annotation, biological process: carbohydrate metabolic process. The transcript has a single exon. NCBI's taxonomy places the organism in Eukaryota, Fungi, Ascomycota, Sordariomycetes, Hypocreales, Nectriaceae. Gene Ontology annotation, cellular component: membrane. The record is from RefSeq and is a predicted model, not a curated record. Gene Ontology annotation, molecular function: hydrolase activity, acting on carbon-nitrogen (but not peptide) bonds.
AUGGCGACCCUAAUUGCCCUCGUUACCCUCGUAGGCCUCCUGAUCCUUCCCUUCUACUCGGCCUACUGCAUCUACAAGCCUCCGACAUACCUCAUCAACUGGCUACGGAGGAAGUACCCCGACGUGCUUUUCGAGAUCCCGACCGACCAAAAGAUCAUUGCUCUAUCUAUCGACGAUGCACCGUCCGCCCACACCGAUGAGAUCAUGCAGAUUCUGGAGGAGAACGAGGCCCAUGCGACAUUCUUCGUCAUAGGGUCCCAGGUUGAGGGGCGCAAGGGUACACUUGCGAAAUUAGUUGAGAAGGGCCAUGAGUUGGGCAACCACGCUAUGCAUGAUGAGCCAUCCAAGUCGCUCAGCAAUGAGAAACUUCUCGAAGAGGUUCACCUCGUCAAGGGUAUGUUGACAGAGGCAUAUGCGGCCAAUGACCUAAUCCUACCCAACAACUACUUCCGUCCGGGAUCCGGAAUAUUUAAUACGCGGAUGCGCAAUGUCCUGGGAAACCAGGGCUUCCGUAUCACUCUGGGAAGCGUUUACCCUCACGACCCUCAAAUACCAUAUCCCGAUACCAACGCAAAGCAUAUCUUGAGCAUGGCCCAUCCAGGUGCCAUUAUCAUCUGCCACGACAGGAGAUCAUGGACUGCGCCAAUGUUGCGUACAGUUCUUCCUGAACUCAAGCGGCAAGGAUACAGGAUUGUUACCAUCACAGAUCUCAUCAAGUCUGUAGCAGCACAAACCCAAGAGCAUUAG